Molecule: messenger RNA, 321 nt
Organism: Staurois parvus
Lineage: Eukaryota; Metazoa; Chordata; Amphibia; Anura; Ranidae
Source: the annotation of a GenBank genome assembly
AUGGGCACUGUAAUGGCACAAAUGCACUACAGGGAGGAAGCACACCUGGCACCACCACCAGGGAUGCAACAUGUCGAGGACACAAGUUUUCCAAUGUAUCAGGCUGCUCCAACUUGCAACCCUGUGAAGCAGACGAGGGUCUGGGGGAAGAUGAAGACAGUAGCUCAGAGCGUAGUUCAUGCACUUCUUCCUCCACCAACCAGCGAGAUGGCAAGUUCUGUGACUGCUGCUACUGCGAGUUCUUUGGCCACAACACGCCACCGCCAGCCCCCACAAGUCGAAAUUAUCCUGAGAUGCGUGAAAAACUUAGAUCACGUUUGA